Torulaspora delbrueckii is the source of this 492-nucleotide messenger RNA. It is a transcript of the gene SDH5, whose product is annotated as succinate dehydrogenase assembly factor SDH5. Gene Ontology annotation, cellular component: mitochondrion. Gene Ontology annotation, biological process: mitochondrial electron transport, succinate to ubiquinone; mitochondrial respiratory chain complex II assembly; protein-FAD linkage. The transcript has a single exon. The record is from RefSeq and is a predicted model, not a curated record. The coding region runs from base 1 to 492 and encodes 163 amino acids. Lineage: Eukaryota; Fungi; Ascomycota; Saccharomycetes; Saccharomycetales; Saccharomycetaceae.
AUGCUAAGAACAAUUUCGACACGUCUUUCUCUAAGGUAUUCAACUGCCAGACCAACUAGUGUGGCCUUCGUGCCUAGACUGGGCGUUUCUUACUACUCUUCUGGUGAGAAACCAGCCGAAGAAGACGACGUCUUUCUGAGGAUCAAAGUGCAACCUAUUGAACGUAAGGGUGAAUCUAUCGACAAGAAACGGGCACGCUUGAUCUACCAGAGUCGUAAGAGAGGUAUCCUGGAGACGGAUCUGCUUUUGUCGCGGUUCGCUGCCAAAUACUUGAAGGAUAUGUCUUUGAAGGAGCUUGAAGAAUACGACUCAUUGCUGAACGAACUCGAUUGGGAUAUCUACUACUGGGCUACCAAGAACUUCGAUACCAGUCCGCUGCCCAAGAAGUGGGAAAACUCCAAGUUGUUGGAAAAACUGCAAGAUUUCAGCCAAAACAAAGAGAAAGAAAUUCUCAGAAUGCCUGAUCUCAAGAACUACUGGCUCAAGGAGUAA